AUGCUCAAUCUGCUGCCGAAGCGCUCCGUGGCGGUGUCGCUGCUGCACGGCAAGCGCAGCAUCCAGCGGAUCCAGGUGGGGUCAUCGCAGCAGCAAAUGGAAAUCCCGCAGGCUGCAGUGGAUAGUCUUUACGCGAAAAUAAAAGAAAAAGAAAUGAAAGCAGCAGCAAAAGAAACAGCAGCAGCAGCAGCAGCAAAAGAAAUCCACAACGGGGACUUCUUGACGCUGCCCUGGCGCGACUUCUUCGACAUCAAGCUGAACGCUUUCUACUUGGCGGAAGCAGCAGAAGCAGCAACAGAAGCGCGUUCUUCUUUAGGAGAGCAAAAGUGGUUUACAGAUUUGGCGGAUGUCUACAACGCAAAUGCAGCAGUGGCAGCAGCAGAAGCUGCUGCUGCUGCUGCUGCUGCAGCAGCAGAGGCGCCAGCCAGGCUCCCCAUGCGGAGCUCCUCGGGCGGCUGUUGCCCCACUUGCUGCAUAACGCGGCAGAGAGCUGCGGCCUGCUUGCCCUGCAGCAGCAACAGCAGCAGCAACAGCAGCAGCAGCAACAGCAAAGGCGGCGCAAGACAAACAUUUUCUCCUUUGCGCAGAUCGCAUAACGAAGUCGGUGUUGCUGCGGCUGCUGCUGCCAGCAGCAGGAGCAGCAGCAGCAGCGACAGCAGCAGCAACCAGCUACAGCGUCUUCAGCCGCCCCAGCAGCAGCCCAGCCACAAAGCCGACGCUGGCAGCACCCCCAGCAGCACCCCGACCGCAACAACCACAACAGCAGCAGCAGCAGCAACAGCAAUAACAAAAACAACAUCAACAGCAGCAGCAAGAGCAUCAAGAACAACAGCAACAGCAACGACAGCAACAGCAACAGCAAUAGCAACAGAAACAGCAGCAACAACAACGGCAACAGCAACAACGACAGCAACAGCAACAGCAAUAGCAGGAGCAGCAGGAGCAGCAGGAGCAGCAGCAGCUCACUUUUUCCGGGGUAGGGAAGUCGUAGCCAAAAAGAGUCACGGCGGUGCCCUUGGCGCCCGCACGGCCAGUGCGGCCUGCGGUGUACAUACACCUCAAAGCCAGUCAGUGGCUCAGCAAACGAACACAGGCUAG
Molecule: messenger RNA, 1098 nt
Organism: Eimeria tenella
Lineage: Eukaryota; Apicomplexa; Conoidasida; Eucoccidiorida; Eimeriidae
Exons: 4
Coding region: 1-1098 (365 amino acids)
Source: RefSeq, a predicted model, not a curated record